CCUGGAGAAGGCCUGUACGGACAAACAGGAUGUGAUAGACUCGCUCCGGGAGGACGUGAAGCAAAUGAGGGAGGAGUUCGACAAAUACCGGUGCGAUUUGGAGAAGAAGUUGGCCGACACGGCCGAGACUACCGGCGCUCUCCAGGAGUUGGGCACCGAUUUGGACCGACAGCGCAAACAGUGUCACGACGUGGAGGACGAGAACCAGUCCCUCAAAGACGACAACCGACACCUCCGACAGAAAGUCGAGGAAUUGCGCGAUGAUAUCGAGGCUCUGGACAAACGGCACCGGGAAGUGCUCCAGGAGUUCGAGUACGAGUGCGAGCGCCUGUCGGGCAAAGCCGAGUCGGCCGCCCAGUUGGCCGACGAUAGGGAACGACAGCUCCGUGACGUGGAAGAGCAGCAACAGGUGGCGAUCGAUGUGUUCAGACGUCAGGCCGAUGUGGAGAAGCGACAACUGGAGGCCACACUCAAUGAACUGGAGGUUAGAGUCCGCGAGUCUAUUCUGGAGAACGCCCGGCGCCGCGAUAGGUCGCCCUCACCGGGACGGGAGGGUAGCGAUGGUUACGAACAACAGAUCGAGUUCUUAAACUCAGUUAUAGUGGAUAUGCAGAAAAAGAAUGAUGAGCUCCGGUGUCGGGUACAGGUGCUCGAGGAGAUCGGUUUGGACGAAUUUGACUCGAGUUUCCACCAAACGGUGACCAACGGAGGGAACGGUAGCCCCACUACUCCUCGCCGUACUAACGGACACAUACGGGCGCCGCGAAAAUUCUGCGACAUUUGCGAUGUGUUUGACUCACACGAGACGGAGGACUGUCCGCAACAGUCGGACGCCUAUCAGGAGACGACUGCCCACUCGUACUACAGGGCCUCCCGCACAGAGCACCGGCCCUAUUGUCUACAGUGCGAGAAGUUUGGACACAACACAGAGCACUGUCCCGACGCCGAGACCUUUUGAGGGCACCUGUAUGUCAGACAAUCCUAAUGGCCAUUCAAAUCAUGCAAGUAGUGGUCAAUUGCCAUACCGUCCCUCACACGGGAUUCCUAACCACUGAAUCGCACCUGUAUUUCAUAUACUCUUUGUCUAUGUGUAUUAGUUUUUAAUGUCUAAAUACCUGUGCUAUAGCGGCACAGGUAUGUCAUAAUUGUGUAAACCUUAACCUAAGAGAUACCCUAUUUUUAGACCCAUUUUUCAAACGGAGUUUUUAAUGAAUAGAAAAGUCUUUUUUAAUUGAAUGAAAUUUUUUAGUCAAAACAAAACAAAACUUAAAUAUUUUUGUGGAUUUGAUUUUUAUACGAGUU
Molecule: messenger RNA, 1302 nt
Organism: Oppiella nova
Lineage: Eukaryota; Metazoa; Arthropoda; Arachnida; Sarcoptiformes; Oppiidae
Source: the annotation of a GenBank genome assembly